AUGUCGUCCUCUUUGUCUGAUUCUUCCAUCCGCAAUCGCAGUAAUUCCACCGAAGACUCGGAAUUGCCAGAACAUGAGCACAAACGCCCGAGGCUGAGCGAUACCAAGCCUGACGGUACGCACAUCAUGUCGGACCUGCAGCAGGAACAGUUGUCUUCCACCACUGCACCUGCCAUUUCCAGUUCUGAUUCGCACGAUACUGGUACCCAGGAUCAACGUCAUCAUCUCACACCACCUUUACCUUCUUGUUCCUCCAUACCCACCACUGCUGUCGUCUCUCCCACCAGUAAGGUCACCAUCAACACCCGCCCAUUGUCGUCUCAAUCGGUUACACAGCCCACCCCUGCAGCCAUCGACUACUCCGGUAUGCCAACCAGUCAACUCUCCCCCCCUUCAGAAGGCCCGACGGUCUGUGGAGAGACCACACAAGACCCCCAUUCCCCGACUGUUGCUCCUGAAAUUGCCCCAGAUAUUCCCGAAACCAUAACGAUCUCGUCUUCUCCAAGUAAGAGUCCCGAAAUCGAGGUUGCUGAGGUUGAGGAUUUCGACCAAGAUCCUGCACAGACGAAAUGGACCGGUCGACUAGGCGAUGCAUCCCCUGCCCCAACGACAAAGUCGAUUCAAAUUGGUCAUGUUUAUCGUACCUUUCCCUUUGCGCAGGAAACCACCCCUGGUAAUGUCAGUCGAGUCGUUCAGCGGAUAGCCGAGCGAUUUCAACAUGGUACUACUCAGGAUGGAGAGCUUUUCAGUCGGGUCAAUGCUUGGAUGAUUGAUUUCGUUGACCGCUGCCCCGGAUUCUCCGCAAGACUCAUUGAAGAUGACCGGGAAUUCUGGGCGUGUCUACCGGACUUGGUAGGGGGACUCCUGAGGAGAGAGUCAGCGCCACCUGCGCAAGCUCGCACAGAAGACCUCGCCAAUUUUUUCAACGCAUACGCUCAAAUCACCACACUUCUCAUUGAAUAUGAUAUUCGGAAUCUACAAAUGCUAUCACAGAAUAUGGAUCCGUCUCGUCUACGCAACCUUACACUCAUAUCCGCACCAUAUCUACUACCCCUUUCCUGGGUCUUCCAAUUUCGAGUUCCUUUCUACGAGGCUUUGCAAAACUCGCACCAAUUUGACAUCGCACAGUUUCAUGCCCACCUCAUUGGGAGAAUUCUGGAUGCUCCAAAACCAGGACUUCUCUCCUUGGUUUCAAAGCUGCUUUCGGAACUCAGCCCGUUUCUGGCCAAGAGACAGGACUUCCUCAGAUCUUUCAUCAACCUCUUGAUCGUUGUCCAAUAUAUGAUGGGACGAAUCAAUACCAUCAAUUCACAAUUACUCGAUGUGCAGUGGCCGCCUCUCGCACAGCUCGAUCAGCUCCGUGACUUAUCCGCGGAAAUCAUCUUGGCGGCAGACAAUAUUCUUCAACAAGCGAUCGUCAAGCAGCAGCCGUGGUUGAACUUAGAUACCGCUCCCAAGCUCAUCGAGCAGCUUAAUCCUCUGAUGGCUAGUAUUGCAAUCGAGGUGCCUCAAAUUGGACGCGACAUCAUCUCCACUGCAGGCGUUGGCUUUGCAGACUCCGAUCUGACUGACCUACCGAGGACGAUGCCCUGGGCCUGGAAGUUCAAGACUCUCCGGAAAUUUGUGACUCAUGGACGAAUGGAGCUACGGGUUUGGGGCAUUGAAACUAUGUCGACCGACCUCAUACAGGUCUACAAGGACAACAUCGACGGCAGACCUCUGGCGCAUGCAAGAGCAAAUCCUCUAGUCCAAUUCUUGAUCAAGUUCAUUGUGGAAAAUCAAUUCGUUGAUUACAUUGUCGGAGUGGAUUCCCAUCCUCAAGUUAUUCGUCGCAGUCAUAACGUGGUUGGCUUUCUGUGUGUUUCUGGAACGUACACAGAUGCCAACACAGAUCAAAUUUGGGAAACAAUCAUCGGAAGCCAAGAUUCGAGGACGGUUCAUGAAGUAUUCAAUCUCCUGGCUAUGUGUUUUAAUGUUUACAAUUUGCCAGAGUUGUACUACAUCUGCCAAAAACUAUUUGACUUGCCAUUUCGCCAAUACGACCCACACGUGGUUAGUUUCACACAGGCUCUGUUCAGUGUAGUGCGUGCACGUGUGGGUAAUGUCCACCCGUCCUCAGAUUUCGCUACAGACCCUGUCACGAGACAGCUUUGUAUUCGACUUCUGCGAGAAGCGACAGUCCAAGAGAAUCUUGACCUAGAACAAGCCAUCACGAUUCGCAGAGAAUUCACCCAGCAAUUAACAAUGUUACUGACACUCGGUCACCAUGAACCUGCGCUCAUGACUAUUGACGCAGAAGAACAGCGUCUUAUCAUAAGUGAGGCCACUGCAAGAAUCGAGAGCCACCAUGACGCCGCUGGGGGAGACCUCCUGACGCUGCAAGCGAUGAUCCCUCUUAUGAGUUGGGAUACCUUUCCGGUUUUCGUGGAGACACUCAAUCUAACGGCUUUACUGGUUGCAGAGUUCGUUCACCUACGUGACCGAUACCGACAGGCUUCUGAACAAGGAGAUUGUAUGUCCUCUUUUGACACGAUCUACGACAUAUAUGCCACCACACUCUACCAUUUCAUUCGGUGGCUCCCUCAGACCUUUACUCCUGAACUUGUGGACGUGCUGUGGAAAUCAUAUUUCACUUCACCGGACCUUCCUCCGACUAUUCGUGCAAGAUCCUGGGAAACCUUGACUCACGCGCUAAGGCUCAAGCUGUCAAGGAAUGAAAAUUCGAUCCUGGAUCUAAUUAUUGACGAACAUCUCCAAAGUCUCGGACCGGCAGACCAUUGCGAGCGAUUGCUAGAAUUCAUUAAAGUGUCUGUUCAAUACACCAUUCGGCAGUCUCCACAUACUCUCCUGGAUUCAGAAGAGGUCGUCAUUAUCCCAGGCAUUGAACGACUCUGGAAAGUAGUGCUCGAGGCACCACCGAAUACUGUCGAGAAUGAAGCCACAGACUUCAUCAUCCAUUCGUAUCUGGAUCACAGCCUGAUCACAAAACGAGACAAGGCAACAAUCGAUCUCACACAUUCUUCACUCGUAGAUCGAUGUGUACGCCAGGUGAUGUCUUCGGCAUCGAGAUUGAAGACCUACACGGAUGGUACCUUGAGUGGUGAAGAUGAACCAAUGGUCGUUGUGGCUACCGAAGAUGAAGUCCGUGCUGAAGAACUUCGCUUCGAGAGAUCAUUACUCUUUCUCCGGAAAUUCCUCGAAGGCAUGAAAUCACGACCUAGGUACAGCCCUUUACCGACCAGAUCUUCCGGUCUGCCGGAUUUUCCAGGUGUGAAAGGUGCUCUCAUAGAAUUGAGCAUACAGAUCCACGGUAGCAAGUACGUCACAGAUGAGAUUCAGAAGUUGCAUGUGGGCGGUGAGAACACUGGCGACGAGCUCUUCAAAUAUCUCACGGAUACAAGCGGCUUUACUCAACCCAGCGUAUUCCAUCGUGGUCAGAAGGCUACUAUCGAAAAUUCGAAGACAAUUCUGUUGGACACCAAGUUGAAUCAAGGUCUUGUGUUGAUCAUGAAGACAAAUAAUACUCCAGAGAAUGUCCCGACUCGUUCAGCACGCGCAAGCUCACCAGUUGAUAGCAAAAUCAUGCAUCAUUUUGAUGAGCUGUACGACCUCCUCGACGCGGAUGAGCGCCUGUCGAGGGAAGUUUAUGGCUUUCUCAUCCUAUUCUCUGCUCAGACGGAAGUGGUGCGCUUAAUAAGAUCUAUGGAGAAAGCGCCUGCGGAACUUCUUCCCCCGGGGAGGCCGUUCAAACUGUUGUAUUGUGCAAGAGCCCUGCGAUCGUGCAUCGAGGUCGAUUCAUUCAGUUCAAAUCCGGAUACAACAUUCCUUUCCUACAGUGUUCGCGCUAUUAUCAAAACAUUGCCAGAGCUUGAAUUAAGUAAUCCGGACCACCCCCUACAGAUCUCGAUUGUGCAUGGGUUGAUGGAGGCUUUGCUAUUGGCUUUCCGUGCCAAGGUACCCGCCGAAGCCUCACUGGAAUAUUUUGAGGACCAGAAAGAGUUUGUCACUCAAAUAUCAAGGCUAUUGCGCUUUAGCCUUGAUUGUGAAAGCACACCUGUUGAGGGACUGUCAACAAGCCUCAUGGUUAAACUCAUUCUUGAAAGUUUCAUUGAAGCCUGUCUUCAUGAUGACAGAGUUUGGAACAGUGUUAAUGCUGACGGAAAUCUUCAACAACUGAUGUUCACGGCGUUUGUGCAAGACCCUCGUGUCGAAGUACGCCACUCUCUCCUGGAGGUUGUUGUUGGUUUGACUGGUGCGACGGGCAACAAAUUACAUCUGAAGAUGAACAAUCCUCGAGCACCACGCUCUAGAUUCCCUGCAUCGGUGAUCGAAGGUUGCUUGAUGCAUCUCUGGACUGCCCUGGUCAAUGUUCUUCCUCGUGCAUGCCUCCAACCACAGCGUUGUGCAGAAAUAUGUGAGACCAUGCUCUCCAUCAUGAAGAGAACCGGGAAGGCAUUCGAUACUGACAUGCUGCGACACUACUUCCAUAAUUGGAGUGCAAUCCUUUUGAAGCAUGAGCAUGUCGAAGUGGUUGGCCAACCUCUUGACGACCACGUCGUGGCAUGUUUGACCAAACUCAUACUUGAGUGUGCGAAGUUGUUGAAGAAUGCAAAAGCUCUUCCUCCGAGCACCCAGCUCAUCGAAGAUCUCAUUACACUAUUUCUUUUUCCUCCCCUAUCAGACAGUGGUCUCGUGGUUGAAGAGACUACGACAUUGCCAAUACUGGAAGCAAAUUCACGUGAAAGCCUCUACAACCUCGUAUUGGUACUUUGCCAAGAACCAGAAGAUAUGUCUGCCAUCAUUUCGAAAUUGAACGAUGACCUACUUCCCCAAGAUUUCUUCGAACCCAUGUUCAGCCAUGAUCGCCAAGCUCUACGUACAGAAGUUGGCUAUGCUGGACUUCGAAAUCUUUCCAACACCUGCUAUCUGAACUCUCUUUUCGCACAACUAUUCAUGAAUGUCCAAUUUCGUGGUAUCUUCCUCAACUCUCCGUCGUUGGACCCUUCCAAGCAGAAUCUUGUCACCGAAUUAGCGAAGGUUUUUGCCUUCAUGCAAAAUUCGUAUGAGAAGUCUGUCGACCCGUCUGGUGCAGUCGAAGCGAUAACCACUUAUGAGGGGGAACAGAUUGAUGUAUCUGUGCAGAUGGAUGUGGACGAAUUUUUCAACCUGUUGUUCGACCGGCUUGAGGGCCAGAUUGAUGGUCCUGCGAGGGAAAUAUUCAAGUCGAUCUAUGGUGGUCAACUCGUCCAACAAGUCAAGUCCAAAGAAUGCGAGCAUAUUUCCGAAAGACUCGAACCUUUCUCUGCGGUUCAAGUCGAGAUCAAGGGCAAAGCCAGACUGGAAGACAGUCUUCGUGCUUAUGUCGAGGGUGAAGUUUUGCAGGGUGAGAACAAAUACUCCUGCACCUCAUGUGGGCGCCAUGUGGAUGCGGUCAAACGCGCCUGUCUCAAAGAUGUCCCUGAUAACUUGAUAUUCAAUCUCAAGCGCUUCGACUAUGACAUCAUGACGGGUAUGCGAGCCAAAGUCAACGAUGAGUUCCAAUUUCCGGACACUCUCGAUAUUGCGCCAUACACACUUGCUCGCCUCAGUGACGAUAGGGAGGAUGGAGAACCUGAUGUUUUCCAGCUCACUGGUGUGAUCGUUCAUUCUGGUACCGCAGAUUCGGGGCACUAUUAUUCAUACAUUCGCCAGCGGCCCUCUGUCAAAGAUGUUCAAGACUCUUGGGUGCAAUUCAAUGAUCAGGACGUGACAGUGUUUGAGCUUUCACAGAUGCGCGAGCAGUGUUUUGGUGGAAAUUCCGACACAUUUUACAACCUGCCGAAGUUUUACAGCGCUUAUAUGCUUUUCUACCAACGCACAUCCAGUAUCCAGAAAGUUGAGCGGCAAUUCCACAACCCAGGCACUAUCAAUCCUGUGCGUUUGCCACUCCCUUAUUAUAUGGAACAUCAUCUGGCUCAGCACAAUGAACUUUAUCUCAGAUCCUACUGUGCCCAAGAUAGCUCUCAUGCCAAGUUUGUUCUCCUUCUGCUCGAGCGCAUGAAGAUUGGCAAUGGCGGGGAGUGUAGUCAGGACCACACAAUUGAGUCGAACACCAUUGAGAUGGCAAUUGAGUAUGUUCGUCAGAUCUCGUCAAGAUGGAAAGACUUGCCUUAUCUCGAAGAGACACUGAAGUGUUUCCAAACUUAUGUUGGACAAUGUCCCUCUUGCGCUCGGACAGUUGCUCAUUGGUUCACGGGAAGCAGAAUCGUUGAAGAUGUCAUCGUGCGGAGUCCUUAUCCAGCCGUGAGGAAAGGCUUCAGUGCUCUCUUCAUAGACACCUUUGAACGAUUACAUACACUGAAAUCUAGGAUGUCCCCUGAUGGAGACGAAUACAGAAAUCUCGAUAGGGAUUACACUCAGUGGCUCGAAGCGGGCAUCAUACAGAUGUCAAAGUUAUGGGAGACCGUCAUCAAAACCAGUCGAUGUUGGUCUGAGUACUUCGGCAUUCUCAUCAGUAUCAUCAGACUAGGGGAAUCGGAGCUCGCUAUCGUUCUGGACGAAGAAUUCAUCGAGAAAUGCAUCGAACUCAUCACGGUGCAUCUCAACAAUCCAGCCGAUUUUCCGAUCAACAAGAGAUUGAAGACUCGAUACAGUAUCUACCUGGCAGCGCGAGAUCGCAAUCGGCCGUACAAUCAUAAUGUGCUUGUCCGGCUCCUGGUGAACAUGCUGACGAGGGUGGAUCUCAACCUUCCACCUGAUGACUAUCGUGCCGGAGCUAAGAAGCUAGGUCUGACAUAUGUUGAGCAUGAAAUUCUCGGACUUGGAAAACUACCGCUGGUCCUGGAGUGGCUGAGACGCCUUAUUGCUGGUGGCUUUAAUCCUCAUGCGGUCGAUUCUCUCAUCGAGUAUCUGGCUGGUGACCGUCGUCUAGCAGGUUCUGUGGCUGACACUAUUAUCAAGGGGCUAAACGAUCGUAUUGUUAACACCGCGGUCAAUUUUCUCCGACCCACUGUUGUCUUUUGCGAGAACUGUCCAUUCGAGCCACAUAUAACCGACCUCAUCCCACCAGCCUUGGAAAGUAUUGCUACAGUUGGGAUUGAUUACAGCAAAGACUAUCUGGAGUUCAUCGAGUCAUUACUGAAGGCGGAAAAUGCAUCCUUAAGGGCCGAUCCUGGCUUUCUUGAGGAGUCCAUACUGCAAGCCAUCGGUCACUGGGCUCCAACGUUUCUUCUGUCCACAAACGACAGCCAGAUCAACAUCCGGGAUGCUACAGUGAACUUACUGCAGAGAAUCCUGUUCAUUCCCCUUUCAGCAGCCGAAACCGAUGAUCCUCGACUCUAUGCUGUUCUCCGGAUGGUCUGUCAAGAUCUUGCAUCCAGCUGUCAGAAUUUCGUUCAUCGGACCUUUCUGUCUCCUCGCGGUCGGGACGGUGCAACAUUACACCCUGGACAAGCCAAUCAGGUUCUCGAAGUGGUGGAACACUGUACGCAGUAUUUCAGCAUCGACAGUCCGAUGGAAGAGGCCAAAUUGGCGGAGAUUAACAACACGAUGACUCAAUUGAGAUUCAAGGCCGAGUCUACAAUUGAAACAAUGAGUCCUGCGGAGUGGCAAGAGAAUAGCAGUGAAUUGGCGGAACUCAGUAAUGAGGAAUACGAGGAGAUCAAUAGCCCAUAG
This is a messenger RNA of Exophiala bonariae, 7653 nucleotides long. RefSeq lists its product as uncharacterized. Gene Ontology annotation, molecular function: cysteine-type deubiquitinase activity. NCBI's taxonomy places the organism in Eukaryota, Fungi, Ascomycota, Eurotiomycetes, Chaetothyriales, Herpotrichiellaceae. Bases 1 to 7653 code for a protein of 2550 amino acids. The transcript has a single exon. Gene Ontology annotation, cellular component: cytosol; nucleus. The record is from RefSeq and is a predicted model, not a curated record. Gene Ontology annotation, biological process: protein deubiquitination.